Glycine soja is the source of this 2267-nucleotide messenger RNA. Its product is annotated as high affinity nitrate transporter 2.4-like. Gene Ontology annotation, molecular function: nitrate transmembrane transporter activity. Lineage: Eukaryota; Viridiplantae; Streptophyta; Magnoliopsida; Fabales; Fabaceae. Gene Ontology annotation, cellular component: plant-type vacuole membrane; plasma membrane. The transcript is spliced from 3 exons. The coding region runs from base 107 to 1699 and encodes 530 amino acids. The record is from RefSeq and is a predicted model, not a curated record. Gene Ontology annotation, biological process: nitrate transmembrane transport; cellular response to nitrate.
GUCUCUCCCUCACAACUCAAAUCAACAAAGCUUUUUCUCUUUAAUUUGGUUUAAGCUUUGUUUGUUAAUUUAGUUUUCCAAAUUUAACACAUUAUUAAGGCUAAUUAUGGCUGAUAUUGAGGGUUCUCCAGGAAGCUCCAUGCAUGGAGUAACUGGAAGGGAACAAACCUUCAUAGCCUCAGUGGCUUCCCCUAUGGUCCCUACAGACACCACAGCAAAUUUCGCUUUGCCAGUAGAUUCUGAGCACAAGGCAAAAAUUUUCAAGCUUUUUUCCUUAGCCAACCCUCACAUGAGAACCUUCCACUUGUCUUGGAUAUCCUUCUUCACUUGCUUUGUCUCAACCUUCGCGGCGGCGCCACUUGUCCCCAUCAUUCGCGACAACCUUAACCUCACCAAAGGCGACAUCGGGAACGCCGGCGUUGCCUCUGUCUCCGGCAGCAUCUUCUCCAGGCUCACAAUGGGCGCGGUUUGUGACCUACUUGGACCGCGUUACGGCUGUGCCUUCCUCAUCAUGCUCUCUGCACCAACCGUGUUCUGCAUGUCUUUUGUGAAUGAUGCUGCUGGUUACAUAGCAGUGAGGUUCAUGAUAGGGUUUUCGUUGGCCACUUUUGUUUCAUGCCAGUAUUGGAUGAGUACUAUGUUUAAUAGUAAGAUUAUAGGGCUUGUGAAUGGGACUGCUGCAGGGUGGGGGAACAUGGGUGGUGGGGCCACUCAGCUCAUAAUGCCUAUGGUUUAUGAGUUGAUUAGAAGAGCUGGGGCUACUCCCUUUACGGCUUGGAGGAUUGCUUUCUUCGUCCCUGGUUGGAUGCAUGUGGUCAUGGGGAUCUUGGUCCUAACCCUAGGCCAAGAUUUACCUGAUGGAAACCUUGGUGCCUUGCAGAAGAAGGGUAAUGUUGCCAAAGACAAAUUCUCCAAGGUGCUAUGGUAUGCCAUAACAAAUUACAGGACAUGGGUUUUUGCCCUCCUCUAUGGGUACUCGAUGGGAGUUGAAUUAACCACUGACAAUGUCAUUGCUGAGUAUUUCUAUGACAGGUUUAAUCUCAAGCUACACACUGCUGGAAUCAUUGCUGCUUCAUUUGGAAUGGCAAAUCUCCUAGCUCGUCCCUUUGGUGGAUACACUUCUGAUGUUGCAGCCAGGUUGUUUGGCAUGAGGGGCAGGCUUUGGAACCUGUGGAUCCUCCAAACCCUAGGAGGCGUUUUCUGCAUAUGGCUUGGGCGUGCCAAUUCCCUUCCCAUUGCAGUCUUGGCCAUGAUCCUCUUCUCCAUUGGUGCUCAAGCUGCAUGCGGUGCAACUUUUGGCAUCAUUCCCUUCAUCUCAAGGCGUUCUCUUGGGAUCAUAUCAGGCCUAACUGGUGCAGGUGGAAACUUUGGUUCUGGUUUGACCCAAUUAAUCUUCUUUUCAACCUCAAGGUUUUCUACUUCCACUGGUCUCUCCCUUAUGGGUGUCAUGAUUGUGUGUUGCACUCUUCCUGUGACUCUUGUUCACUUCCCUCAGUGGGGUAGCAUGUUCCUCCCUCCUUCAAAGGAUGUCAACAAGUCCACUGAGGAAUACUAUUACACCGCUGAGUGGAAUGAGGAAGAGAAGCAAAAAGGGUUGCACCAGAAUAGUCUCAAGUUUGCUGAGAAUAGCCGUUCAGAGAGAGGUAAGCGUGUGGCCUCAGCACCAACACCACCAAACACAACUCCAACUCAUGCCUAGCUUCUCCACUUUGCACUCUCAUUCAUGCGCCUUCAGCGUAUUUUUAACCAUUGGAUGAAGAUCAGACAAUUGAAGUUGAUCGAACGAGAUAAAAUAUGAGUGGUCUGAUAUUCAUCAGACGGUUUUAAAUUGCUGAAUGUGGGUGAAUGUGUUGAAGAGUGAAUGGAGUGAUUGGGGAAUCCGGAUCCCAAGUUUUAAGGCCUUAGGGUAUAACUACUGCAGUAGAAAAUACCACCAAUAAUGAGGAACAACCUAAAGGGAAUCUCAAAUUGAAUAAGUUACUUUUUUAUUUUAACCAAAAAAAAAAAGUUGAAAUACUAGUAAUGUUUCUUGCGCUUAUUUUGGUGUAAUGUUUACACCAGACUUACUUAUACGUGGGCCAUACAUAUAUAUAUGCAAGAAUCAAUUUAUGAUUAUGCAAAAGAAGUGAUGUAAAAAAAAAAUAAUGUACUGUGUUUUGAAUUUUGGUGUGCAACUGAUGAUAUAUUUACAUCAUCUUAUAAUAUGUACACAUUGAAUAUUCUGGCGUGUACGAUGGGAGCAAUAUAGAGAACAAACUUCAGAUUCA